Crotalus tigris (Tiger rattlesnake) is the source of this 3087-nucleotide messenger RNA. RefSeq names its product UTP4 small subunit processome component (gene UTP4). Gene Ontology annotation, biological process: maturation of SSU-rRNA from tricistronic rRNA transcript (SSU-rRNA, 5.8S rRNA, LSU-rRNA). The coding region runs from base 33 to 2093 and encodes 686 amino acids. Gene Ontology annotation, cellular component: t-UTP complex; 90S preribosome; small-subunit processome. Gene Ontology annotation, molecular function: RNA binding; protein binding. The record is from RefSeq and is a predicted model, not a curated record. Lineage: Eukaryota; Metazoa; Chordata; Lepidosauria; Squamata; Viperidae. The transcript is spliced from 16 exons.
GGGCAGCGCCGCACGUGGAGUCGGCGGCGGCCAUGGGCGAGUUCCAGGUGCACCGCGCGCGGCUCUUCGCCUUCGUGCCGGCCGGGGUCCGCUGCCUGGCCACCCCCGCCACCCGCCCGCCCCGCCGCCUGGCCGCCGCCCGCCUCGACGGCGCCGUGGAGCUCUACGACCUGCGGGCCAACGGCGCCCAGGAGAAGGUGGUCCCGGGCCACGAGGCGCGCGCCCCGGAGGCGCUGUGCUGGGCGGCGGGCGAGCGGCUCUUCGGCGCCGGGCUCGGCGGGGCGGUGGUGGAGUUCGACCUGGAGCGGCUGCGCGUCAAGUCUUCACUCGACGCCUUCGGGGGGCCCCUCUGGAGCAUGGCGGCCAGCCCCAGCGGCGCCCAGCUGGCGGUGGGCUGCGAGGACGGCUCCGUUAAGCUCCUCCGAGUCGAGCCGGAUCGAAUCCAAUUCGAAAGGCAGCUGGACCGGCAGAAAGAGCGCAUCCUCUCUCUAUCCUGGCAUCCUUCUGGGACCAAGAUUGCAGCUGGCUCCAUUGACUGCUUCUACAUCUUUGACAUCGAAACUGGGCACGUCAGCCAGCGAAUCCUCGUAGAAAGGUGUCUGCAAGCCCCCCCCAGCCAGAAAUGCCUCGUGUGGGGCCUGGCCUUCCUUUCAGAUGGCACAGUGGUCAGUGUGGAUUCUGCUGGAAAAGUGCAGUUCUGGGAUUCGGUGAUGGGCACUCUGCUCUCCAAGCAUCCCAUCAGCAAAGCUGCAGUGCUUUCCGUGGCCGUGGCUGAGGCAGAAGAUAGUAUGGUUGUUGGCACAUCGGAAGGGAUGGUAUAUCAGUUCCAGCUGCUACCGGUGAAGCUGGACAGCUCUGAGCGCCAGUGGGUGCAGACGAGACCCUUUCGGCAUCACACUCACGAUGUGCGGACGGUGGUGCACACUGCCACAGCCUUCAUCUCUGGAGGGCUGGAUGGGCAACUUGUGAUCCGACCCCUAAUGGAGAAGGUGGAGUCGAAGUCCUAUGACGCUGCCCUCCGCACAAUCACCUUCCCCCACAAGCGCCUUGUCUCCUGUGCCAGGAGAGCCCGGCUCCUUCUCUUCCAGUACCCCCAGCACCUGGAGCUCUGGCGGCUUGGCACCACAAACUCCUUUGGAAGGCCUGGUGAGGUCCUGCCAGUAUCCUGUCCCCCCCAGAAUCUGCUCCAGUUGAAGGCCAAGGGCCCAGAGCACAUCCGCAGCAGCUGCAUCUCUCCGUGUGGCGGCUGGAUCACCUACUCCAUAGCUAGCAGGUUCUACCUGCAUCGAGUUCAGCUCGUCAGCGACCACAUUUCUAUCAACAGAGUUCACAAGACUCCCAAGCUGAACGGCUCAGCCCACCACCUCCUUUUUUCCAAUGACUCUACCAGCCUUUUUCUGGCAUCGGAUCGGGGCUGCGUGCAUGUGCUUUCGCUCUUGAAGUCAGGGACCUGCAGGCAUCUACACACACUUCGCCCAAAUUCGGAGACCUUGGAAGCAGUGCAGCAGCUGGCGGUGAGUGCGGAUGGCAAGUGGCUGUCUGCAGCAGGGGGAGACCGGGAAAUCUGCAUCUAUAAUUUGGAAAACACCAAGUUUCAUUGCACUGUGCCAGCAUACGACUGCCCAGUGACUGCAAUGGCAAUCCAUCCGCUGACCAAUAACCUCAUCGUUGCACAUUCAGAUCAGCAGGUGUUUGAGUUCAGCAUCAAGGAAAGAGGCUACACGCCCUGGAGCCGGAAGCUGCAGCAGUUGGGCCUGCACAAGGAUUGGCUGGAGCGGGACACACCCAUCACCCACAUCGCCUUCCGCCCUGGGCAUUCCUCUCAUGUCUUGCUCCAUGACACAUACAUGUUCUGCAUCCUGGACACCUCGCUGCCACUGCAUGAGGACGCUACGGCCUCAAAGAAGGCAGCGCCACAUGUGAAAACAAUCCAACGCAGUCAUGGCCGGCCCUUCAAGAUCUGCAAGAAGUUCCAGCCUCUCCUCUUUGUGGAUUUCCUGGAUGACAAUUCUUUGGUGGUGACGGAGCGGCCGCUGAUGGACAUCAAAGCCCAGCUGCCACCACCCAUCUAUCAGAAGAAAUUUGGGACAUAGGUUUGGAAGGAUUUUUGCAGAGGCCAUCCUUCACUGAGGGGCUCCCGGUGCCCUUCCCUUCAGAAGCAGGGGGCUGCCUGGCCAGAGGAGCAACUGUUGACGGGGACCCUGCCACCCCCAUCCUGUGUCCUUGAGGUUACCUGUUUUGCCACCAUGGUCUGGCCGGGAAAGAGAGGCCAGGACUUCACUCAGGAGUUCCAGCAUUGACCGGCAAGAAGACUUGUUGCUUUUCUCUGAGCCUUCCUUGUGAAGACUUGCAAAAGAAUUACUUCCCAUUUUAUGCACAGCCUGUUGGGGCCAUCCCUUGCCCACAAAAGUGCAGCCUGGCUGGGCUGACCCUGCAGCCGCAUUGUCUCUGGGAAAAGCCUGCUGCUGCGUGUGGCCAGCAGGCAAGGAGCCAGCAGACUUCCUGCUGGGUAAAUGGGGGCCCUGGGACCCCAUUGGCCUGCUGACACUUCACUGCUUCCUCCAGCUCCACCUCUGCUGGACCAGGAACCCUGAUUUCCGCCCCAUCAAGCCAGAACAGCAAAGUCAGCAGUGAGGGAGGAGGCUGCCUUGACCUUGCUUUGUUUUGUGUUCCUCCAGGGAGGGAGGGAGGGAGUGUGUGUGUGUAUAUGUAUGUAUGUGUGUGUGUUCCCUUGUCCUUCCCCUUCCGUCUGUCCCUGGGUCCCUGCAUUUUCAGAAGGGGAGAAGGAAAGGGCCGCAGAGGCCAUGAACAGCCCUUUUGCAGCUGCUUAGUGGAGCCUGAAGGUCACAUGUCCUCUGCUGGCAGGAGAAGAUCCCUGCCCCUCCCUGCUGGUGGCCAGUGCUGACAGCCCCUCCCCCCCUCCAGUCUGACGUCCCACAGGCCGAUGUUGGGCCGAUAAUAACACGGGGAGCUCUGAGUUUGGCUAAGAGACGCUGUGGUGACCAGCCUCUUCCUGGUGUACAAAAUGUUUACAUCGCUCCUCUGGACCAGGAACACAAGACACUUAAAUAAAAAUCCCUCCAGCUG